GGUUUAACCCUUCGCUUCCAUUGUUUCCCUGCUAACUCUACAAAGAAACUCCCAGGCGACUGUGUCAUGGGCAGAAGUUGGGGUAACUCCUCAUUUUUGAAGAGGAUAGAUUACCUUAUGCUUGAUGAUGGUUGAAGGCAAAGAAUGUGGUUGUCAAACAAAUCAUUACUCCUACAUUUUCUCCCCCAUUGAAGGUCUCUCUCUCUCUCUCUCUAAUCGCAUGCCUUUAGAUUUUUUUUGCUGGGUCCCUAUAAUCUAUCCGUGAUGAUCAAGGACUUCUCCUUUUAGCACUCUAUGUAACUCUUCCAGUAGUAUGUUCUCCUUAUUUAUGCAGUCAUGUUACCGAGGCUCUUGUGCGUCAGAAAGUCCUCUAAAAUAAUACACUUUGCAACUCGGCGAGUGCUGGGCAAUUAUAAAGCUUUUCAUACUUUUACUGCCUCAAUGGUUCUUUAGUUUUUCUCUACCCAUAAGCAGGGUUGAAAACUGCCGAGUUUCAAUUUUUUUAACGUUUGGCACGGAAGUCGAUAUUUCUACAAAAGCGAUGGAAUUCAUAUGAAAUUUUUGCGACAUCCCUCUUUUCCCUUAGGUCUAGGCAAUGUGAACAUAGGACUACUUAAAAGGCUGAUGCUGCUAUUCUAUGGAUAUCUGUUGGGGUCCCGGGCUUGCCCAUAUAAUCGAAAAUAUAUGGAGGCAUAGUAGGCAGGAUUUGAGUAGUAUGCAAAGUUGAUUGACUUGCUCUCUUUAGCUCUCCCAAAAGAUAUUUGUUGGUGACCAAGCACUAACACACUCGAAUCAAAACUUUUAGUUUGAUUCCUAUAAACCCAUGAUAAUGUUGCCAAUGUAUACAAACCAUUAACCAAAUUCAUAGGAUAAAAUUUGAAAACUGCUUUUGAAGCGUGUUUGAUUUGAACUUCAAGUCCAUAUAUAUUAGCAAUUCCAAGAGUAUUGACUGCAGAUCUGAAAAAAAUUCUAAGAGUAUUGACAUGAGGUAAAUCUUAAACUCAUAGUAUCUCCGAAUCUCUUCGAUGAAAAGGGAAACAUACCUACAAUAGUGCUGUAAUUAAUAAUCUCAAGGGUUUAGCCUGGUGGCCGAGGCAACCUCCUUUCUUUUGAUCUCUGUCUUCCGAGUUGAAAAGCAAUUUAGGCCCUUGUUGUAGAAAAUACCAAAAGAAAAGUAAAAUAUCGGAUUCCAUAUUGACCGAAUGAUGUCGGAAUCUGGAUAAGAUCAGAAAGGUAUAUGAAGAGUUAGAAGUACUAAUGAACAAGGCAUUUCACUUUGAUUCAAAAAUUGUAAACACAUUUUUAGCAUCAGGCGCACUGCCCUUUCCCUCAGGAGCGAGCAAGACUAUCUUGGUGAAUCCCUUCACUCACUAUCAACUAUUUUGGGGCAGUCCAUACUGGGCUUUGUCUCAGCUUUAAUUGGGCUCCUGCAAGUGGACAGUGGGUAGUUCCAUAAUAUUCCAAAAAAUAAAGUAAUAUGUAUCAUAUUUUUCUUGCAAAUUAAAAGGUCUAAUGCUGCAUUAACUUAUUAUAGAGCUCUUCUAAGUUUCAAUUGGAGAAUUCAACAUACUUCAGGGUAUUCUUCGAGGUUCUUUUACUAAUGGUUGAGACCAAGCAACAUAUUCUGACCAACACCCGACAAGUAUAAGUAUCGAUGAGAGGGAAUAUUUGAGUUGAUGGUUAUCAUUUUAUUGUCUUUUAGGGAAUAUUUCAUUCAAUGCCAAUUAAAACCUGCAUGCAAAUUCAGAUGCUAGCACACAAUCAAUAUUUAAUGGAAUAAACAUAAACAGUAAAGGAAUCUAACAUAGCCUAUGAAAAUAAAUAUAAACAUCAUAUUCUACGCAUUAAUCCUACAAUCUUGACGUUAGGUUAUUGUAUCAACUAUCACUACAAAAGAUCCAUCGAAUCAACAACCCAUUGAAAAGAUGGAAAAAAAGAGGAAAAGAUCCCUAUAGAGGUCUUUACAUGUAUUUGUAGUAGGAAACUCUUAAAUGGAAGAAGGAAAGAAAUGCUUUUAGCUAUAUAUAGAGGUGAUGGAUGAUAAAUCCAUUAAAACUCAUAUCUAAGUGCUAUUGCCCUAAAACAGGUUCUGAAGCACUCAAUAUGUGAAUUAUUAGUUGCCAGUGCUAGGCAAUGCUGGCCCAUUUCAAUUGGUCUCGAUCUUUGGUAUUUUCUCCCUCUUUUGGGCAAUAUGAGUGUUGAAACAUCCUCCAAACAAUUUGUGCUUUAAAUUUUAUCUUGAGGUGCCACUUAUCACAAGAAUUUCCGAUUUACUCAUACAAUGCAGAUACACAAAACCAAUAUCAGAUGGAGAAAAUACAUAUCGAAGAAAUAAAAAUAGCCUAAGAAAAAAAAAACACAAUAUGCACUUCUAGGCAUUCAUAAGUUGCCCUUUUUGAUUCAUGGGGAACACGUUACUAGCGUAAAUUUUUGUAACCGUCUAUUAUGCCAUGUCUUGUUCAUGGUUGGGUGGUUGCUUUGCCUUUUCACUCUCGCUUCCUAUUUUGCAGUCUUGUUAUGGUUUGCUUCGAUUUUAGUAUGAUACUAAUUUUUUGUAUCCUCAUAUUCUUCACGUGGUCUUAGAUUUUCUAUUUCUUGUGGCUUACUCUGGCAUAAGCACCCGUGUGCUCUUAUUAGUAGUGGUUGACAUCCGCAUCUGGCCCCUCGAAGCCCACCCAUCAGGAUUUGAUAUAUUUGUCUUUGGAAUGGUUCAUAGCUCUAUUAAAUGGGCCUUGGUGAACUCUUUUGCCUACUUCUUUUUGGGCAGGAUUUGAUAUAUUUGUCCUUGGAAUGAUUCAUAGCUCUAUUAGAUGGGCCUAGGUGAACUCUUUUGCCCACUUCUUUUGGGAUGGGCCUAGGAUAAAGUUUUGGAGACCUACUCGGCAGGGAUACAUUAUUUUGUGUUUAUGUUCUAUAAAUGCAUCCUUUUUCCAAACCCUAGAUAUCGACCGCCCCCCUUCCACCGGUGCCUCCUCUUCUCCCAUCUUUUGAUCUUGAACCAUUUCAGUGAGAUCCACAUCUUGAUCUCUUUGUUAACGAGAUUGUACAUUGGCGACUUGACUUUGCAGUCGAGUCCUCAGAACUGCUGGGUUUCCUCUGGUAAUUCUUCCGAAGGGUUUCUUGAAUGUUGUUGUCUAAAGCCAUUACAUAGGGUACCAUAGACAUGGGCUGCAAGCCUGCAAUGAUGCAUUUCCUUUGGUUUCUGCUGAUUUAAGCUGUCCCACGGUUAAUUCGAGUAAUGUUACACAGUAUUUACAGUAUGUGGGGUGAGGAAAAAAGAACUGUUGAAUCGCGAAUCAGGCCCAAAUCAAUCUUAAUGAGAGAACCGUGUACCACAGAUUUCUGUAGGUGUCAAUGGCCAAAAGUUGGGGAAAUGCCACAAUGUCUGAAGACGAUAGAUUUCCUAUGUCUGACAAUGGUUGAAGCCAAUGGCGUGUCACAAACAAGUCAUCACUCCUGCAUUUUCUCCAUCAUUGAAGCGGCCUUAGCAAGCAAAUGUGACUUUAAAGUGUUGCAUACGAUACUUCAGCAAAUGGAAGUUUUAAAGCAGUCUCAGCAAAAUAACUUCGAUCAUCUCCCUGAUGACAUUGUCCUCUUAAUAUUGAACAAGUUAUGGGAGGCUAAAUGGAUUUGCAGAUGCUCGAUAGUAUCCAAACGUUUUGCUUCCCUUAUCUCUCACAUCAACAAUGUCUCUGUCAAGUCACCCCACUAUGUUUCCACAUGGUUAGAACAAGAAAAGGGGAGUACUUCUGUUUUCGACUAUCUAGUUGGACUAAAAGACAUUGUGUAUUUGCAUCUAGAGGAACGUUUUUUUGGAGAGGUGGGUUUGAAAUCCUCAUGGUUGCCCAUUCUCAAAUGGAAAAUAUGCGACUUCGAUACCAAUGUCAAAAGUUUCAUUUUUGUAAAAGCAUCUUGGCUCGGGAGAGUGGAACUACCACUGGCCAAAGAUGAAAAAGAUGAGGGAGAAGAAGAGGGAGAAGAAGAAGAAGAGGAGGAGGAAGAAGAGGAAGAGGUCGAGUACGUGCAGCUCCACCCAACUAACAUAGCAGUAGUAUGUUUUGAUGAUGCAUGUAUGAGGCUUAAUAUUGUGAUGGAUAUGAUUGAAAAACAUCAAAUGCUUCGGAGCAUCACUAUUUCUGAUAUCAAGAACCAAGGGAAGAUCGUUGUCUCUGGCAACCAGAUCUCUGAGCUGAGAGACUUGGAAAGGGCAAAACUAUUGAUGCCCGAGGUGGAUAGUGGCAGAGCUGAAUUGCUCUUGAAGUAUUGUCAUCUCCCGUCGUUACAUUUGCCCAAAUCUAAGUUCAUGAUGGGGUGUCUGUCUCUGGUUUACAUAAGAUGUGUUAACCCAAGUUCUGAUGAGCAGGGUGAUGAUGUCGAUGAUGAUAUGUUAGCAGGUUCUUUUGAUGGCGAAGAAGGAGAGGCUUUUAAUGAAGCUGUGAAAGAAAUUUUGGCAAAGCACAAAAGCAAGCUGAAUACAGUUGCAGCAGCUGCUCAAAACUAGGUACCAUAAACAUGGGCUGCGGUGAUGCAUUUGCUUUGGUUCCUGCUGAUUGAAGCCGUCAUACAGGAAAUGAGAGUAAUGGUACACAGCAUUUACAGUACUUGCUGUGAGGUGAACAAAAACUGUUGAGAGCAAUAAUAUGGUUCCUAGUUUACGUGGAAAGCAAAGAAAAAGCAAACUUAAUCGGACAAGGCUCACCCCGCUAUGGAUAUCUGUGAUCCGGAUUUGAUCCGGAUUUUCUUAUUUCCUUCCUUUUUGCUUGGUGAGUAUUUUAUUUGAAUUUCUUUUUUGUUAAUUCUAGGGUAUUAGUAAGAAAGUACUCUGGAAAACUAGUACUCUGUAGUCUUUUGGAUGUGGUUUUUGAUUAACUGAAUUACUAAGAGUGUUGAUCU
Rhododendron vialii is the source of this 4893-nucleotide messenger RNA. RefSeq lists its product as uncharacterized. Lineage: Eukaryota; Viridiplantae; Streptophyta; Magnoliopsida; Ericales; Ericaceae. Bases 3239 to 4501 code for a protein of 420 amino acids. Gene Ontology annotation, molecular function: protein binding. The record is from RefSeq and is a predicted model, not a curated record. The transcript has 6 exons.